This is a messenger RNA of Ylistrum balloti, 720 nucleotides long. Its product is annotated as failed axon connections homolog. Gene Ontology annotation, cellular component: cytoplasm. NCBI's taxonomy places the organism in Eukaryota, Metazoa, Mollusca, Bivalvia, Pectinida, Pectinidae. The record is from RefSeq and is a predicted model, not a curated record.
AUGGUCACACUCUACCAGAUAGGACGCGCUCCACAUUCGCCAAGUUUAACGCCGUUUGCAAUCAAAUUGGAGACCUAUCGUAGGAUAGCUAAAAUUCCAUAUAAAAAUGACCACAGAGGGAAGGCCAGUUCCAAGGGUAAAGUCCCGUGGAUUUCAUAUAACGGGAAAGGCAUUGCCGACUCGGAGUUCUCUAUAGAGUUCCUGAACAAGGAACGCAACAUAAAUCUAAACAGUCACCUUAACGAUGAACAGAAAGGAGUCCGCGCUUUUCAGAAGAUGGUUGAAGAAAACACAUACUGGUAAGUUUUAGUUCUUGAUCGCUGGUUGUAUGACAAAAUAAACGUUGCCGCCAUUACCUUCGGAGUUCCUAGGUUUAUGAGGUGGCUUCCGAGAAGAAGGUUCACGCGUAUGGCCAAGAAUCAUGGAAUUGGACGACAUAGCCAAGUGGAAGUCGAACAAAUUCUGCGACAUGAUGUCAACGCCAUAUCCGGUUAUCUAGGCUCAAAAAAGUUCCUGUUUGGAGAUCAGAUGUCCCAGUUUGAUUGUGCUAUCUUUGGUCAGCUAGCCGCGAUGAGAUAUGAACCAUUUGGUGGAAUAGCUGGACCCAUCGUUGAAGAGUUCCCUGCUGUGUGUGCUUACCUUGACCGCAUAAAGGUAGAAUACUGGUCAGAUUGGGACGAAUGUACGACAGGUGGUGGAACCAGGAAGGCCACCAAAUAA